UGAAUGCUCUUGCGAAGAUGUAAAUGUGUAUCUGGAGGUUGUUUAGAGUGGGUGAGGGAGAUGAAGCACGUUCCACCAAGCAAGGAAGAGAGAGAAAGGGGUGGGAAUGAGGAAGUCAUAUGCCAAAGUUGCUGCUGCUCAAUGAAAAGAGUAAGAAGAGAGUGAGAGAGAGAGAGAGAGACAGAGAGAGAGGGAAAGAGAUGGAGUGAGCCAGUGGCUCUAGUGAACUCUAGAUAUGGUGCAUUUGGAUGAGGAGGUGUUGCUGUCUGUUGAUCGUCUGUGAGAAGAUCACAGACCAAUCUGUCUGACCCUGCAGAAGACAUACAAAAGACAGUGAGUACCUGUGUCAGUUGCCAUGGCACCGGUGGGAGAAGCCGCGGGGUCGUGGGCAACAGCCAUGCCCGGGUUCUUCCCUCCGGAAUUUGCUGUGUUCUCUCUGUUCUUCCUCCUGACCAUCAUCCUUCUUGCCCUCUGCACCGACUGUGGAAGGCAUUCCUUUGAGCUCCGGGACAGCGGUGAGGAGACCGGUAUAACCCAGUCAAACCUGAUCAGAGUGGUAAAGCUGGAGGAUGCCCUGGCUGCAAGAGAGAACCCAAUGAUCAAUGACAUCAGAAAAGACGAGAGAGGUGCCUCGCAGAUCGUCAAUGGAACCCCUGUGAUGACAGUUGGAUCUCCUUCUCCUACCACCACUGUCAACAACGCUGACCAAAGGGAAGUCCAGAACUCCAUCCCCGAGAUCCAUUCUCUCCCAGACCCCGUAUCUGUGGUGGAGGCUCACAAACCCCUAAAGUCUGUACCUCUUCCUGUCUAUUCAGGGGAUGCCCUGGAAGCCCCCAUUGUAAAAAGCCUUGAAUCUGCUGAGGUCCCCAUCCUUGGACCUGUGGAAGCCUCCACCUUGGAUUUCUCUAAUAUGAGUAGCCUUAAACCUGUGGAACCAACGGAUGUUUCCAUCGUGAGCCGUGUCCCAGAUGCUCCAGAUGGCUUUGGCAACCGGAAGCUCCCCGUCAUAAACAGUCUGGAGGCUGUGGACGGGCCCAACGUUGCACCUGCAUGUAUUCCUCACUGUAAUGACCUUGACACCCAAGGUGCCGCCAUCAUGAAUAUUCCUGGUAGCCUUGCACCAGUGGAUGAACUUAUAGGGGACUCAACCAUUGUAACGUACCCUGAACCUGUGGAUUUCUCCAUUGUAAACCAACUUCCACCAGUGGACACCCCUGUUGUGGACAGCUUGGCACCAGUGGAUGCUCCCAUCAUGAACCGACUUAAAAAAGACAAUGCCACUAUCAGUGACCAACUCAAUGUCCCCACUGUGAAUGAUAUUGACCAACUCAAUGUCCCCAUUUUGAAUGAUAUCGACCUGCUCAAUGUCCCCACCAUGAAUGAGACAGACCUGUUCAAUGUCCCCAUCCUGUAUGACAGUGAUCCCCUUGGCUUUGCCAUCAUGAAGGACCUGGACCUCUUGGACGCCCCUGUGGAGUUCAGCUCCAACUUCGUAGCUCAGCUUGCGGAGAAUGGUUGUGUGGCGGGCGAAGACCAGGGGCCAUCCUUGAGGCUCCAUCCCCAGCACACCUAUGAGCUCAUAGGGGAGCUCAUUCCAGAUGUAGCCUCUGUGGAAGUGGACCCGACGACCCCAAGCGAUCAAACAAAACCUGAAGUCAUCGAUGAAUCCACCACACAGCCUGAUGUUGACGCAUCCACGGUCACAGAGCCAGUGGACCUGGCCCUCCGCUACUACGAAAACACAGCUGAACUGGUCCAACAAUCGGUGGCAACCAAUAAUGAGCCAAUGACAACCGGGCCAGGGGACGGGACUGACCUUACAAGGAAGGAGGAAGUUAAGAAGAGUUUGAGUGACAUGGGGUGGAAUCCGAUGUAUGCUAAGGUGAGCAGGAACUGUCCCACUCCACCCCCGGUCCCUCCUCCGGAGGAUGAGGAAUAGAUGCACCUCUACCUCGCUUAUAAGAGAGAAAUGGAAAGAUGGAGGGAGGAUAACUAGCAUAUCUCAUAAGACUUUUAAAAAGCCCUGUAUUUUAGCAUGUCCUCAAUACUAUUUACAUAUGUAAGCAACUGUGCUUUCUUGCUUUCUUUCAUUAUUAAAUAAAAUUGCAUGUUAUAAUGGCAAUAUUAA
Molecule: messenger RNA, 2128 nt
Organism: Esox lucius (northern pike)
Lineage: Eukaryota; Metazoa; Chordata; Actinopteri; Esociformes; Esocidae
Exons: 6
Coding region: 356-1939 (527 amino acids)
Source: RefSeq, a predicted model, not a curated record